Molecule: messenger RNA, 3392 nt
Organism: Bufo bufo (common toad)
Lineage: Eukaryota; Metazoa; Chordata; Amphibia; Anura; Bufonidae
Gene: EVC
Product: EvC ciliary complex subunit 1
Exons: 20
Coding region: 178-2982 (934 amino acids)
Biological process (GO): smoothened signaling pathway
Source: RefSeq, a predicted model, not a curated record
UGUAGUGAGGGGGUUUGAGGCAAAACUUCCAUGGAAACUUCUCUGAGAACUUGUAAGACUUGCCUUCAGGCUCUGCACCUAACAAUAGGGCUGCAUCAUGUGUAUGGCAACCCUAGAAGAUGUCAGGGGAGUGUGUCCUGAGUCUAUGUGAGGGCUUCUAGCUCCACACUUCCAGCCAUGGCUAGCAAUAGCUGCUCCUCUGAUGUAGUCCUGACCUUCUCAGUAGACUCCCUCCAGGUGGUCCCUGGUCUGCUGGCCACUGCUGUGGUGCUGGGCAUUGUGACUGGGGGGGUGGCUGCAGGACUCCUGUGUUGGUAUGUGCUUCUUCCCCUGCUCUCCAGGAAGGUAAAGGAGAAAGUUGUGACCUCUGUGGAAGACAAAAAGUCUGAUAUUAAACAAGGCAACCAGGAGGCGCCUACCAAAGCCAAAAAGAAGAUGAAAAUAAGAGAGUCCAAACUGUUGCCCCUGGAGGAGGAGGGUGACCGACUGUCGGAUAACGGAGUCGCAGCCUUUGCGUUAAAGGCCAAAGUCGUUUAUCCAAUAAAUCAAAAGUUCAGGCCUCUUGCGGAUGGAGCAUCAAACCCUUCGCUGCACGAGAACUAUAAGAGGACCCGGUUACCCAACCAGAUCUUUGAGGACUCAGCAGAGAGCAGUAUGGAAUCCAUGAGUCAGGGGGAGAAGGAAGAUGGGAGUUCUUCUACGACCAUACAUUCGAAUACCAGUCUGGAUAGAUUCUACGAGAGAAUGUUUCCUCGUGUCAGCAGUUUCCCGGAAGUCCUACAGUGUAAUGGCUGUGAUGUGAAGCUGUGUCUGUACUCUCUGUGUUUGCAAAGCUUACCUCUACUGAACACUGAACUCCGAGAAGAGCAAUACGUGAUGUUUGUCCAGAUUCUCCGUAUAAACCUGAGCGACUUACUGCUGCAGAAAAAGAUUGAUAGAGAACUGUACGCACACGUUAUUUCAUCACAGGAGGCGGAGCUGGAGGAGCUGGAACAGAAGUACCAGUCCAGGUUGAUGUCAAACAAAUCAUACCAUGGGAAAGGUUUAGAGUCUCAAACCAUGGAAGACAUCGAGAGAAGGGAGAGAGAAUAUUCUGACCACCUCAUCCGAAAUUUAGAAGGCUUCUGGAAGCAGAUUGAGAACGUCCAUCAAUUACUUCAUGACAAAGCAAAAUGUUCUUAUGAGGAAGCCGAAAGGAUAAUGAUGAACUUGAUUUUGAAAAUGAUCGCUGUUGAAGGCAUCCUGAGUGAUUCCCAGGAGGAGCUGGCCAUGGAAAUCCAAGAAAAAAUGAUCCGCUGGGAACACAUGGCGAAGAUAGUUGAGUCCCUAAAGUAUCAGAUACAGGAGGAAAGUGAAUGCCGACUUAAUGCAGUUUCCAAAACUCUUGAGCAGCUGACAAUAAAGAAGAAACUGACGGUGAAGCAGAAGGAGCAGCACCUUACACAGCUCUUCAAGGAUUUUUGGGAGGAGGUGUCCCGAUAUAACAAAGAUUCCUAUCAACAAACUAAAGCUGCGAUUGCUGAGCACUUGGGACAUCGCAAUAAACUAAUCGAUAUCCUACAGAAAAAGCAAAUAGAAGAGCGUGCCAACUUCUUAGCCAGGAAUAAAGGUUCUGUAGAUGCAGAUCACUUCAUAAUGGAGUACCAUAAACUUCUAGAAGAUCAGAGGGAACUUCAAGGUGCACUAGAAGAUGAAGAGGACUGUAAAGUCAUUGAUGCUGUUGCUGAACUCGGCAAGGAUCUCUACACAGGAGCCUCGCAGACGUUUGAAAAACUGGUGAAAAAAUUGUUUCUUCAGACCCUUCCUGAAAAUACUAACUUGACAUUAGGGGAGUGUGAAAGCAUGAAACACGAGCUGAGACAAAAUCUGUCUAUUGAACUUGAGAAGGCGGAAAAUGAAAGGAAGACAAAAAUCCGGCUCUUCCAGGAGAUGCUGGUGCAAGAGAAACAGUUGUGGAUAAAGGAACAAGUCCAAUCAUCUGACCUAGACAAAUACGUGUGUGAGACGCAGCAACAGGUCAUCCAAGGAGUCCUAAUCCGACUGAGUGGUCUCAGCGAGGAUUCCAAUAAAUUUGCUCUUCAAAGGCACAAGUUCUUGCUGAGAUCUAUCCUGCGCACGCUCGCUUUGCGGAACAUCGCCAUAGCAACCCUGACCCAAAUGAGAAUGUGGAGGAAGAUUGUCAUUGUCCAGGAGCUGAGAGAGCAGCAUGCCCUGGAGAGAUGCAAAUGGCAUUUACAGGAUGAGGAGCAGUGGCAGACUCAGAAGGAGAUGAAUGCUCACAUCUUAGAAGAAGAGAACAAACUGGAAGAAGAAACCUGGCAAGCGCACAGUGAUUUUCAGCAGCAGCUACUUUUAGAUUUGACAGAUGCAAAUAAUGGCAUCCGGCAUCACAUGGAGCGAACAAUUGGACAAAUGCUCAUACACCGCGCACAGCAGGAAGCAGCAAAGACCAUGAUGGAAGAUAAUGGCGAAUUUAAGGAACGUCUGGUGGAAGCUGCAGUUGAGAGUGUGUAUGUCACAAGCAACAACGUCAACAAGUUAGUCCAAGGCUACAAUGAAAAUAUAGAAAAAAUCUUAAAGGAUCAUGAAAAGGAGAAGAGCAAACAUUUGAAGGCAAUAAAAGAAAGUGCAUCAAAACUGGGAAGCAACCACAAACUCGCCAAAACCAACCCCAUGAAGAAACUUCCGGAACCAUCUUCAAGUUACGAUCUUCAUGAAAAGCUGAUUUCUCAACAAAAGCAGUUGCUGGAAAAGCUCAGACACUUUCAACAGAUCCGUUUGGAAACCCUGAAACAGAAGAAAUCGGUUCUACAUCUUCUAGAAGGACAGCUGGAGAACAAGCUGAAGGAUACAGAACAGGAGUUCAUCGCUGAACUGGCUUCAAUGGCUAGGAUGCGUCUGGCUGACAACAGUUCUUCAGUCAACAGGAACAUGAAUUCUGAACCUUCCAGCAGGAUCCCCUCCAUGAAGAAGUUAAAAUGACCAGGUAGAAGUGUCAGCAGAAGUCAUGAAGCUUGCCGCACAACCGGACACCUGAAUAUGAAACUGGUAUUGAAGUGAACCCCAUCUCCUCUAUGGUACUGGUCUCUACGAGAUGGAUAACUUGUACUGUGGUUCACAACUUCACAUUCAUGGGUGGUCUCCUUAACACCACCGAACAAGGAUGAACAUCAAACCACACAUAAUUGUGACAACUUGUAGUCUGAAGUAAAGUAUGGAAUAGGAAAGUGCGUUGUGAAAAAGAUCUAACGUUCUUCUGACAAACUCGGGCUAAUCCAUCCUCCAUGCACAUGGCUAGUGUCCAAUAAGAACUGCUCUUGGCUAUUUUCGGAACUCUUAUAGUGGUUAGCAGAAGGUGACUGUGCAUGUGUAACUGCUCUCUGUUCAUUUUG